AUGAGAAGAUGGUCCACACAUCUGUCAAGACGUAAUAGAGUUGCCACAAUAUUGUUGCAUAAGAAGGAGGUAUGUAGGCUAAUACAACAGGUGGAUUUUGAAAAAGCCCAACAGAAGAAACUGGAAAAGGAUACUAAAAGAACACAGACUUUGCUAAAAGAAGAAAAACUAAAACAUCAACAAUUUGUUGUAUUGCUUGUGAAAGAAAGAAAAAGACUUGCUUCUAAGCUUAUAGAAGAGAGACAGAAAAACAGAGAACUGUCACAACAGCUGGAUAUGGAGAGAGGUGAAGUGAGAAGCAUGGCAGAGGGAUUGAUGCAAGAGGGUAAAAAAUCACUCAAAAUGGAGGCAGAGAUGGAGAAAUAUCUGUCAGAGUUUGACAUUGAGAGAGAACAAUUAAAAGCUAAGCUUCAUCGAGAGGAAAACAGGACUAAAGAGUUACGUGAUGAAGUCAGUAAAUUGAAACAUCAAAUUCUUGAACUUGAGGAACAGUUGAGGAAAAGUGAACAUCGGAUACGAGGGCGUGACAAUCAAAAAAGCAGUGUUACCAGUAUUAGUAUGGUUAGUAGUGUAAAGGACCAAGGAAAAAGCAGGUCAGACCCAGGAAUGACUGAUAGUAAAUGUGAUAAGAGAUCAGUUGGUGCAACCUCACCACGUCCUUCAAAAACGUCGUACACACCUACAAAACCAGGUAGUUCCUAUAGUAUACGUACUGUUGAGGAUGAAUCAGGCAAGAUUGAGGUCAAAUUCACCCCUAAAUCUGGCAAGACUGGAAUACCAGUGAAACAUGAAGGAAAUUCCACUAAUGCAGCAGUUGCACAAGGGAAACCAACUGUCCCUGUCCGGUUAAAUACAUCACCUACAUCACCAACUAACCCAAGCUCAGGGAAGAAAAGUCCUGUUAAUCCUCGGGGAACUCCUCCCCCUGUUCCACCGAACAAACCUGUGUUCAGCCCUCUUAGCUCUUUUAAAAAGGAUGCUAAUAAAAACUCACCACCUGCUGCAGUUCGCCCAGAUUCUCUUGUAGAAGCCCGUAAACAGUUUUAUGCUAGUAAAUUUGGUGCUGAUGGUAAUAUUGAUAAUAGACAACUCAGCAAUGCUAAUGACAGUAUCGGGGAAGGUGAUCAUAGCCCGGUUUCAAGCCCAGACAGUACAUCCUCUGGCAGUUCAACAUCAUCUGUUGUAAUGCGACCCUCCAAAUCGACAAGCCCUGGGAGUGAAACUGGCUGGGAAGCUGCCAGUUUAACCAAUGCAACUGCCACAAUGUCUGAUACUGAAAAUAGAAAUGAUACCAAUGUGACUGACAUCGAGCAGAUCCUAGUCAAUAUGACAUCAGGUAAAAUACAGAAAACAACUCUAGCUUGAGUUUCAAUGUUCUCUACACCCCUCCUCUACAUCUACAUCAACUAAUACCAUCAUAUUAAAAUUAGCAUUAUACAGUUUACA
Molecule: messenger RNA, 1446 nt
Organism: Saccoglossus kowalevskii
Lineage: Eukaryota; Metazoa; Hemichordata; Enteropneusta; Harrimaniidae
Product: CTTNBP2 N-terminal-like protein-like
Source: RefSeq, a predicted model, not a curated record